GGUUUUGACCGAAUGUAAAAUAACAUACAUUGGGCUUCCGAGGAAUUACAAAGAUUCACGAAUUCCCGAGAAAAUUUCCGUUUCCCGCUUAUUCCAUUAUUUCAAAGAUCUCAUUUUCCCCCUUUUAUUUUGGAAAUUCAACACAUUAAACCCUUCAUUUCCCCUUUCCUUAUUAUUCCCUCCUUGCUAAAAAUAUAUCUGCCGCCGUUGAAAUCUGACGUACUCGUCUUUAACCAUAAGACGACCGACGCAACUGUCCGGUGAACCCUGCUUCCCGACACCUGUCUCCCGGAAGACUGACAAUCUGCUGAGGAUCGGUCUCGCCGCCGGACUAGCUCUCCUGCAGACAGGAUAGUUAUCGGGGAUUAGUCGAGACCUUUAAAAAUACCAGACGGCUCCGUUUUCCUCAAGGAUUCGGAAGCCAUUGUCCAGAUCUAUCAUGUCGACUAAGCGGGAACCUUCUUUAUCUCCUAUGAAGGAGGCUGGCUCGUCCACGGUUCAGGUUCGACGGAGCCAGAGAAAUCGAACGACGACGUUGAAGCCGGAAAAUGAGGAAGCCGUCGCUGUUCCUCAGGAAGAAGAGAGCAGUGAAGUCUCCAGCAGAGGUAAGCGCAAGGAAAGUUCUGCCUCUGGAGCUGCUACUACCUCCAAGAAGUCAAAACGAAGCCUAGCAGAACCAUGGUCGAAAACGACGCCGUUGAAAUCAGAAAAUGAAGACGCUCCGCUACUUGACAACAAUGAGAGCCGCAGCAAAAAGACGCCGGUAACGUCGAAAAAGACGAGAAGAGCUGUGGUUGAUGAAGAUGAGAAGCAGGAAACCAAGUUCAUUGGCGAGCCCAUAGCUGAUAAGGAAGCACGACGGCGAUGGCCGAAACGCUAUCAAGGAAAGGAGCAAACACGAGCUGUCUCAGGGAGUUCCACAGAUGAGGCUGAUUCAGAGGUUAUUCAAGCUAGAUGGCACUACACACAAGCGAAAGUGGAUGGUUGUGUGGCGUUUAAUCUUGAUGAUUGUGCCCAUGUCAAAGCUGAAGAAGGAGCGGAUUACUACAUAUGUAAAAUUGUAGAGAUGUUUGAGGCAACUGAUAGAACUUUGUAUUUUACAGCUCAAUGGUUUUAUAGAGCUCAAGACACUGUAAUGAAAAAGUUAGGCCACCUUAUUGAUAAAAAGCGUGUAUUCCUUUCAGAGAUUCGAGAUGACAAUCCAUUGGAUUGUCUUAUUGAAAAGCUUAAUAUUGUAGAAGUCUCAUUGAAUGUUGAUUUGGAGGCAAAGAAGAAAAUGAUACCACGUUGUGAUUAUUACUGUGACAUGUUAUAUCGUUUGCCAUAUUCUUCUUUCACUAACUUACCUCGAGAUGAAAAAACAAAUGUCAGUGAAGAAGCUUCAUCAACAAUUUCUAGUGACAACAUAACAAGUGUUAUUGGUGCAAACACUAGUCAUGAGGACGCUUCAUUGUUAGACUUGUAUUCUGGUUGUGGUGCAAUGUCAACUGGUUUGUGUCUUGGAGCAAAUAUGGCUGGAUUAAAACUUGUGACUAGAUGGGCUGUGGAUUUAAAUAAAUAUGCCUGUGAAAGUCUCCAGUGGAAUCAUCAAGAAACUGCGGUUAGGAAUGAAUCUGCUGAAGAUUUUUUAGCAUUAUUGAAAGAGUGGGAACGUUUGUGUGCCUCAUUUUCAUUGUCAAAAUCCGAGAAUUUGGAGAAGCAAUCCUUCCAUUCUUUUGGUUUGGAAAAUGAUGAGAAUGAUGAAGUUGACAGUGAAGAUAGUGAGACUGAAGGGGAAGUUUUUGAAGUUGAAAAAAUUCUCAACAUAUGUUACGGUGAUCCAAAGGAGAAAAAGGAACGGGGGUUAUAUUUCCUGGUUCGUUGGAAGAAUUAUGGGCCUGAAGAAGAUACAUGGGAGCCAUUAGAAGGAUUGGGUGAUUGUCAAGAAUGCUUGAAGGACUUUGUUACACGUGGCUUUAACUCAAAAAUACUACCUUUGCCAGGUGAUGUUGAUGUGAUAUGUGGAGGGCCCCCAUGCCAAGGUAUCAGUGGCUUUAAUAGGUUUAGAAAUAAGGAUAAUCCUUUGCAAGAUGAAAAGAACAAACAACUUCAGGUUUUCAUGGAGAUAGUGGAGUACUUGAAGCCAAAGUUUGUUUUGAUGGAGAAUGUUGUUGACAUUGUAAAGUUCUCUGAGGGAUUUCUUGGACGAUAUGCCUUAAGUCAACUAAUUCAUUUAAACUACCAAGUCCGAAUGGGAAUGAUGGCAGCUGGUGCUUAUGGUCUUCCCCAAUUUCGUAUGCGUGUUUUCUUUUGGGGGGCUCGUCCAACUGAAAAAUUGCCACAAUAUCCACUUCCAACACAUGAUGUUGUAGUAAGAGGUGUCAUCCCCCUUGAGUUUGAGAUGAACACUGUAGGCUGGGAUGAAGGACAACAAGUAGAUUUGGAAAAAAAACUUCUACUAAAAGAUGCAAUUUCAGACCUUCCUGCGGUUGGAAAUUAUGAGAAUCAAGAUGAAAUGGACUGUGACAAGGAUCCUCAAACAGAGUUUCAGAAGUUCAUUAGAUUAAGAGAGGAGGAGAUGCCUGGCUCUUUAUCAAAGGCAAAACCGGCAAAACCAGCAAAACAUUUGCUGUACGAUCAUCGGCCACUUCAACUCAAUACGGAUGAUUACCAGCGUGUUUGCCAGAUUCCCAAAAGGAAGGGAGCAAAUUUCAGAGACUUACCAGGUGUUCUAGUUAAUGGUAAGAAGGUUGAAUGGGAUCCUAAUGUGGAGAGGGUUUAUUUGGAGUCAGGGAAACCUUUGGUCCCUGAUUAUGCCAUGACUUUUGUUGGUGGAUCAUCAUCCAAACCAUUUGCUCGUCUAUGGUGGGAUGAAACUGUACCAACAGUGGUUACAAGAGCGGAACCUCAUAAUCAGGCAAUUUUGCACCCUGAAGAAGAUCGUGUCCUCACAAUUCGUGAAAAUGCCAGAUUACAAGGCUUCCCUGAUUACUACAAGCUUUUUGGCCCGGUUAAGGAAAGGUACAUUCAAGUUGGAAACGCGGUAGCUGUGCCUGUUUCUCGAGCUCUAGGUUAUGUAUUGGGGUUAGCUUAUCAAGGUCUUUCAAGUGAUGAACCUUUAAUGAAACUUCCUCCAAAAUUUUUAAAUAUUGUGGAUAAGUUUUCUUCUGAAUCAUCUGAAGAUCAUUGAUGAAAUUGUACUAUUACUCUAUCAAAUUGAACCAAAAUUUUUAAU
This is a messenger RNA of Durio zibethinus, 3214 nucleotides long. RefSeq names its product DNA (cytosine-5)-methyltransferase CMT3-like. Gene Ontology annotation, biological process: negative regulation of gene expression via chromosomal CpG island methylation. Gene Ontology annotation, molecular function: DNA (cytosine-5-)-methyltransferase activity; DNA binding; chromatin binding. Gene Ontology annotation, cellular component: nucleus. Lineage: Eukaryota; Viridiplantae; Streptophyta; Magnoliopsida; Malvales; Malvaceae. The record is from RefSeq and is a predicted model, not a curated record.